This is a messenger RNA of Amoebophrya sp. A25, 1397 nucleotides long. The record is from the annotation of a GenBank genome assembly. Lineage: Eukaryota; Dinophyceae; Syndiniales; Amoebophryaceae.
UCCACAACUACCAGAUCGAAGCCCUUCGUCAAUAGUCCGCACUUUCUCCAUGAUGACACAAACAGAAAAACUAAUUAGAUGUCGGAACAAGGGUAGGAGCCGCGUUUUGCGGUUCCUUUGCCCUUAUCUCUGACGAACUAUUCGAGGCAUUUGUCUGAGAUUGGCGGUGCUGCAUUUUCUGGUCUACUUUUUUUGAGAAUGACCAAAGGAUCAUCUUGAGAAUGAGCAAAUAUCAUCAGGAAGUAGAAGAUCCCUACACGGAGAAAGAUGAGUCUUCAGAUCCUAAGAUCGAACAUGUUGGUAAUGCUCUCACAACAAGGUCCUUGUCGUGUUGGUAAUGCUCAUCUCUCACAACAUUGCAUGAUCCGCUGAAUAAGUCGCACUAUUUUAACGCGCCUCUUUCUUCACGGAGUAUACUACUUGUCCUCCUUGUUGUUCAUCUAAGUACGUGUUUCCCUCAUCUGCUAUGAUACAGUUUCAAUAGCGCUACCUUCAUCAACAUCAAACGACCACAGGGAAUCUAAAAAAAAAACUCGUCGUACGACAGUUUUUUGUUCCUCCACUCAAAAUGGCCAAGUCAAAGAACCACACCAACCACAAUCAGGGCAAGAAGGCCCACGCUAACGGUAUCAAAAAGUACCGUCAGCCGAAGAAGAUGUCUACCAAGGGCAUGGACGCCAAGUUCUUGCGCAACCAGCGUCAUGCCAAGAUGGGUACUGCUAAUUAGAUUUCAAAUUGAGAUUUCGUUCAGCUCCUAGAGUCUUAGGGCUCGGUUUAGGGUUGAACUUUGCGUUCUUUGCGUGUCUGUGAUUUAGAUUUUCAUCUAAGUACUGGAAAACUGCUUGAGCUCAUGCGGAAUUAAUUUCUUGUGAUCGUUAUCUGUAAGCCCUUACAGAUUUUCAAAACCGUUAGAUGAGCAAGGCCUUCCAUGUAAUAAUAUCCGACUCUCCCUCCACCAAUUUCCUUCAGGCAUGAUCAAGAAGAAGGAGGCUGAAUCUUAAGCUGCCUUUCUCUGCUUCUGCUAACAUUUUGAGACAACGACAUUGUGGGAAGGGAUGACAGUUGGGCAGGAGAUGUAGAGUGGAGUUGCUUGAGCAUGCGGAGAAUUGCUGAGGAGCCGAUUUUCGUUGGGGAUGCUGCAUUGUGGACAAAGGGAUAUCGAAUCGAGGAGGUAAAGGUUCUAAUGGCGUCGUUCUUUCGACCGUGUCUGUUGUUUUUUCCCUUCCUUUGAGAAGACGAGGACACCGCUUCAUCUUCCAAAUUUCUCGAAUCUGGUCAGUCUACUUCUAAGCAUGGGAAAAGCAAACAAAAGAACUGGCGGUCUUUGCCGAGGCGAACCAGCGUAAAGGAAAGUCAAUGUAUCCUGUAAAUGUGUUCCACGCAGGCCGACAUGAAGG